Molecule: messenger RNA, 1680 nt
Organism: Colletotrichum higginsianum IMI 349063
Lineage: Eukaryota; Fungi; Ascomycota; Sordariomycetes; Glomerellales; Glomerellaceae
Exons: 1
Coding region: 1-1680 (559 amino acids)
Source: RefSeq, a predicted model, not a curated record
AUGUUUCUCCACUCGGGCGCCAGCUUGCAUGGCCACGAGUAUUCCAAUAAGCCCUCCGCCAAUGGUCCCCAGCCUGCGCGCAGACGGAUCCUUCUCCGUUCCUCAUUAGGUGCAUCACCCCUCCCGCGAGCAUCCUUUUCUGCCGACGACACCGAAUCCGCCACCCAAAUCAUCAACCGCCGUCUGUCAUUACAGGGACCCUCGCCCUCCCCCCGGCCGAGUGUGCGCAGGAACCGGCCCGUUUCUGACCUUCUGCCACGGAAGGACCUUGUCGUGCGAUUCGAGGAAGAGCCCACGGUCGUGGUCGAGGAUUCGCACGGUCUGGAUGGUGUCAGCGAGGACGAGGGCAGCCUGGUGUCGGAGGUGAGCGACACGAGCACCGUUAUCAGGUCCAAGAGGUCGAGGAGGGCCGCAAGGCAAUGCACAAAUUAUCUCCUGGCCUACCCGCCGCCAAAGCUACGCACAAAACAACGCCGAUUCGUUCAGAUCCGUCCGCGGCUGCUGCUCCAGCUGCAACAACUAUCUAGCGACAAGCGACCCAUGCCGGCCAUUGACGUCCUCCCAUCGAGCAUAAUUGCUGGCACUGUUAUCCUGCCCCGGCUGGCACGCCGAUUCCCCAAGAUGUUCAGGGUCAAGGGGCAGCUGGGCAUGAACGGUCUCAUCUUGGCCAAAAGCGAGGACUACGACACGCCCGCCGACGACUCGGACGGCGACGAGAAGGAUUUGGACAAGAGAGAUCUGGUGGCUGUUAUCUCGCCCGUGGCGCGCAGAGAAGGCGAGAGGAGGGACUCAUCAGACCAGACGGAAAUUGUUCUCGCCGAUGGCUCAGUGUGGACGGCCACUCAGACGAGCAACGGAUCGUACGACUUUGUGCACGUCGACGACGUGGGUCAGGCGACGACGGCGCGAUGGGUUAGACGGAACGCUAGGCCGCUAUCCACCGCUACCUGCACGGCCGUCUCGACACCCGCGCCAGCCUCGGAAUACAAGUUCACCUUCAGCAUUCUCGACCCCGAGCUUCGGCGACAUCCCGUCAUGGCAACUUUGACGCCGACGAACCUCGAGAUCCUCGACAACUACACAACGGUGUCACAAUCGUCUGGUCGCUACCCUCCAACGAGACCCUUCAGCACAGACCACAGUGGCAGCCACGAACCUUCAUCCCCUCCAUCGCCAGCCCUGGCAACGACGAAACGCGAAACCCACCCUGUCGACGAAACCACGCGAAUCCUCAUCGCCGUAACUUCGGUCUGGGUGUCACUUCGUCAUGGCCAAGGCUGGGCCUCUACCCCGUCGCCGCCGGCUUCUGCCAGCUCCCGUCCCGUGCACUCGCGCACCGUAAGUGGUAACAGCUUGUGCCAGACCCGAGCCUCAACCUUUCCGGUGACGUCAACAGAAAUGAGCCAGAUCACCUCACCGCCUCUAGCGCAGCAGCAGCAGGUUAUGGCCCAGCUGGCGCCAGUGAUACCCAAAAGGACAUUUUCAUCUGGCGCGGCCUUCAUGCACCGGCGACAGACCAAACUCGAAGGCGAGGCCGUCACGACCGACCACGCCGCCUAUUCGGACGAUAUGGGCAGACUAGAGAAGGUACUCGAGCCCGUGCCCAUUAAGAGGACUUUGUCAAGGAGAAUCCGCGACUGGGGUCACCGCUUGACAUCGCGGAAGACAGCAGCUGCUUGA